AUGUCGUCCACCAAUUUAAGCGAAACAUCAUCAGGCAGCGUGCUCGGGAAACACAUCGAUCUUGAUGCUCAGGUCAUCCCAGACGGAGGUUUUCGGGCGUGGCUUGUCGUGUUUGGCGCCUGGUGUGGACUGUUCUGCAGCCUCGGCUGGCUCAACAGCAUUGGGACAUUCCAGAGCUAUUAUCAGACAACGCUGCUGAAAGGUCUGCCCGCAAGCACGAUCUCGUGGAUCCCUUCGCUCGAGAUUUUCUUCACUUUUGUCAUGAGUCCGAUCAUAGGUUGCUUAUACGAUCACUUCGGGCAACGUUGGGUCAUGCUCGGCGGAACCUUUAUGCAUGUCCUUGGGCUCACGAUGGCAUCGUUGGCAAGCGAUUUCCCGCAAAUCCUUCUCGCACAAGGCGUCUGCAGUGCCCUGGGCAUCUGUGCAGUCUUUCAGCCUUGUAUGGCUUCAAUCCCGAGCUGGUUCAAAAAGAGACGUGGGCUCGCCUAUGGCAUCGUCUCGAGCGGCACGAGUCUCGGCGGCGUCGUUUUUCCCAUCAUGGUCAGUCGCUUGAUAUCCAGCGUAGGCUUUGCAUGGUCGAUGCGAAUCUCCGGCUUUCUGAUCCUUUCGCUCCUCAUCAUCUCGAACAUGACAGUCAAGCCUAAAACCCCGCCUCAAGCAAUACCCAUGACCAAAGCAUUAAUCGCACGACCUUUCAACGAGAAAUCUAUGGUCCUUCUCCUGACCGGAUUCUUCUUUUUGACCUUUGGAGUUUUCAUACCAAUGAAUUACAUUGUCAUCCAAGCCAUAGACGACGGCAUGAACGCCGAUCUGGCAUCAUAUCUGCCCUCGCUCCUCAACGCAGCUAGUCUGCUUGGCAGGUUGUCAGCAGGCUGUGCCUCUGAUCUACUCGGACCAUUUAACGUCGUUGCAAUCGCUUGCUACAUUGCUGGAACACUCUCCCUGGCACUUUGGAUUCCUGUUUCAACACACGCUGGUCUAUUCGCAUUUUCAGUACUGUUUGGCUUCUUCUCUGGAGCCUACAUCGCUUUAGCUGCAUCCAUGGUCGUUCAAUUAUCACCCUUUCAGGAGAUUGGCUACAGGACGGGCCUCCUGUUUCUUGCCGCCUCUAUAUCCGGCCUUACUGCAAGUCCUAUUGGUGGUGCUUUACUCGCGCGUGAUGGCGGGUCAUAUGUGGGCAUGCAGAUCUUUAGCGGAUUGACGUUGAUCGUUGGCUCAUCAUUUGUUCUUGGUGCUCGCUUGACCAACACGGGUCUUUCUUUGUUCACCAAAUUCUGACAUUCGAUUUACCUCCCUUUCUCAUAAUCUCAAUGCCAAGCCG
Molecule: messenger RNA, 1321 nt
Organism: Dissoconium aciculare CBS 342.82
Lineage: Eukaryota; Fungi; Ascomycota; Dothideomycetes; Mycosphaerellales; Dissoconiaceae
Product: putative monocarboxylate permease
Exons: 4
Coding region: 1-1278 (425 amino acids)
Biological process (GO): transmembrane transport
Cellular component (GO): fungal-type vacuole membrane
Molecular function (GO): transmembrane transporter activity
Source: RefSeq, a predicted model, not a curated record